AUGUAUAAAUUUGGCGAAUAUUCAACAGAUCUCUCUCAAUAUAAUUUAGGUUUUGAAGGGAUUGGAAACUAUAAUUCGGUUAUUAGCUAUCAAAUUACAGAAUCUCAAACUAAAAUAGAGAAAAAGGUAUCAAUUAUCUUGGUAGACAAUGAAACAUCACAUAUUUUAAAACACUCAGAAAUUAGUAAUAUUAAGAUUUUACCACAAUUCUUAAUUGAUAGCCAUGAAAUAUUUAAUACAAAAGACUUGGCUAAUAAUUAUUAUGUUUUGGAUGAUGAAAUUGUUUCAGGAUCAGUUACUUUCAAGAAUGAAAUAGAUUUUGAGUACUUAUCAAUAGAAUUAGGAAGUCAAAAAGGUACUAUCAUUCCUAUUCCUGGAGAAAAUAAAAAAAUCAACUUUAAUAUCAAAAUGUCUCCAAAUGAAAUUUAUAGCUCAAUAUUUAUCAAACAAAACACGCAAGGAGCAUAUAUAUAUUUAUAUAGCAUGUUUGUAUUUGGUAUUGAUGUUAAUAUCAAUAAGUAUAUGACCAAAUCAGGCACAAUUGGAGGAAGUAUUCAGAUAUCUCCACAUAGAUUUUAUGGCAGUAUAACAACAAAAGCUAAAUUUGGUUAA
Molecule: messenger RNA, 612 nt
Organism: Trichomonas vaginalis G3
Lineage: Eukaryota; Parabasalia; Trichomonadida; Trichomonadidae
Exons: 1
Coding region: 1-612 (203 amino acids)
Source: RefSeq, a predicted model, not a curated record